AUGAAUAAAGAAGAUAUUCUUAAUAAAAACCGUAAGGAAAACUCGGAAGAUGUGGUAUCAGUUAAAAAAAGAGUAAAAAAUCCUGAUUUACGGAUGAUUAUGGUUGAAUCAGAUUCUCCGGCAAUUAGAGAAGGUUGUAUUGAUGUUAAGUCACUUGUGAAUUCAAGAAAGUUUGAAAUUCGAUCACUUUUUGAGGCAAUGAGAUGUUCACGUCAGUUAUCAGCACAAAGAGCUUUUCAAAGUUUGCCUAGGUUUUUAAGAAGAAGAUCAGCAUCUCAUGAUUUUAAAAGAGUUCCAAAAUAUUUACGUAUUAGAGCAAAAAAUGAAAUGAAGAAUAAAAACACAUUAAAAAAGAAGGGUAUUAAGGGGAAAAAAAGGAUGCGUCUUUUAACGGUUCAUAAAUUGAAAAAAUUUGGAGUUAGAAAUGUUUCAGUAUCUGAAGAGUCAAAAGAUGAAUUAGAUGAAAGUAAAGAUGAUUUUUUAAAGGUAAAAAAGGUGAAGGGAAAAUUUUAUAAAAGACAAAAAGAUAAAACAUGGCUUCCAACACAUUUAUGGCAUGUUAAACGUGCUAAAAUGUUGACAAAAUGGUCUUAUUCUAUAGCAAAAACGCCUACUGAAAAAUCAUAUCGUCCAACACAUAAGUUUGCUAAUACAAGUGGUGCUGUAGCAUUUGAUACAAGUUAUUUUUGUACAAUAUGUUUAUGGGGUGAAAUUGAGAAUUUAAAACGUGUUUUACAACAGUUUACAGCAAGUGAUUCUGGAGUUACCAGAGGAAGAUAUACAAGGGGCACUCGAUUCUGUCAAACUAUGAUAUAUCAAAAAGAUUCUAACUUUCUUUCCCUUAUUUGUCCUGCUAUUUUUUUAUGGCAAAAGAUCGGAGACUCUCAAUGUGUGAUGAUUAGGUUUCAUCCAGUAGCUUUUAAACAAGUAUAUAUUCAGAUGAAAGAAGCUUCAUAUUUGGAGAAUGUUAAGGUUGAAGAUUGCAGGUUUGAUAUUGGUGGUAUAGAUAUUCAUGGACCUGCGUCAACGUUGGCUUUGCAAUGUUUGUUUGAUGUUAAAAUGUCAGAUACAACAUCUCAAAUUUGGUCAGAAAUAAAAUAUGUAUCACAAAUUAAAUCACUUCCUAUAGGUAUAGUUAUUCCUCUUGAUAUUAGAGAUCCUCGAUUAACGUUUCCUCCUAGGAUUAUAAAUGAAGAUAAAGGUUUUUCUAGUGUAUUGAUUAAAUCUUGGAAAGAUGAUUUAAUACCUUCUUCUCGAUUAUUUGACACUGAAGCUCGCAUGAGAUGUCAAAGAAAUCAGCUUUCUCAACAACGUAUAAAUCACCUUCGUUCUGAAUCUUCUGAAUCUUCUGUGCCUUAUGAUAUACCUAUUUUGCUUUUUCGUUGUGAAAUUUGUUGGACAGUACUUGCACCAUGGAAUUGGAUAACGCAUCUUUGGCACUCUUUAAUGCAUAUUCCGAGGGUUCGUUUCGGUGGAAUGCAGGAAAAGCAUCAAUUAGAGUUUGAAGAAGGAAUUCCUUAUUUUCCAUCAGAUUAUCAUGGAACAUUAGCUGGUGAUGAAAAUGAAAAAAUUGAAGCUGAAUAUAGAGAAUUUGAAUGGAAGAAAAGGCCUCCUGCAAAAAGAAUAUCAUGGUCUUCUGUAGUUACAAAGGAUGGGAAAGGUGAACUUGGAAAUCCAUUCAUUUGUGAUUGGAGUUAUUUAUUUUUAAAUUUUUGCAAAAAUAAUUCUGAUAAUCCUGAAAAUGAACAUAAAUUGUUGCAUAUGGAUCUACAUUUAAUUUCUGGCGUUGAUGUAAAAUCUAAAUUUGAUACAAGUCUAUAUAAAUCUAUGAAAUUGGUUUUUAUUGUCAAGAUUACUAUGUUACGAAGGGGUUGUCCUGAUUCUUGUGCUAGAGUUUAUUCUAUUCCUGUUGAAGAAAAGGAAAUUUGGAAUCGUUUUUUGAAAGAAAUAGUACCGUAUGGUGAUGAAAAUUAUCCUCUCUGUCCAUCAUCUGAUAAUCUUCUUGGUUUUGUAACAUCUGGUAAUUUUAACUUAAAAAGAGGGAAAAUGACUGCUAUUGGGUGUUUUGCGUUACAUAAAAUAUCAAAAACCUUACUUGAUGAUAAAGAAAAAUACUGUAUAAUAAGAAACGUCGGUUCUAGUACUGUCAAUAUUGCUAAAUGGGAAUUUGUUGAUUAA
Pneumocystis murina B123 is the source of this 2178-nucleotide messenger RNA. RefSeq lists its product as hypothetical. The transcript is spliced from 7 exons. Bases 1 to 2178 code for a protein of 725 amino acids. Gene Ontology annotation, biological process: tRNA 5'-leader removal. Gene Ontology annotation, cellular component: ribonuclease MRP complex; nucleolar ribonuclease P complex. Lineage: Eukaryota; Fungi; Ascomycota; Pneumocystomycetes; Pneumocystales; Pneumocystaceae. The record is from RefSeq and is a predicted model, not a curated record.